AAUCACAGAAACACAACCGACCAUUUUAAGAGCUGAAGAGCUCAACUUCUCAGCAAGUGUUCACAAAUCUCCUUUUGAAUCCCAACGCCCACGCUACUCUUCCCGCCAAAACAGAUGCCCUAUUAUCCUGUACUUCGCCACCACCAACUUCCCGUAAUCACUCUUCUUGCACUUCCAAAAACCCAGUUCAAAAUCCCCUCUUUCACCCACCAAUUCCCACCACGCCUAUUUGUUCCUCAUUUUCUCACAAAAAAUCCAUCUGGGUAUCCAAAAUGCUCUCUGGGUUCUUCGAGUUUGAACCCGCCGGAUGGCCCUUCACCUGAAGACGAUGAUUUUGAGGUCGAAUUGGGCCGCCUUUUGGCGUUAUUGCCAGAAGAAAUGCGACGGAGGGUUGUCGAGCACCCGGAGCUUCAUCAGUUGAUUGAAGUGGUUAUGGAUUUGGGUAGAAAGCCGCUGGCUCGGUUUCCUUCUGGAGACUUUGUUUUGUCGGAUUUGCCAAUCACUGCCGAGGAUCUUGAGCAUGCUACUUCUCAGGUUGGUGAUUUUGUGAUUGACAAUCGAGCAGGCAUCAGUAGGACAUUACACCGCAUUAGUGGCAUAAGGAAUCGGAAAGGUGCAAUUAUUGGUUUAACUUGUCGAGUUGGUCGAGCAAUAUCCGGUAGUGCUAAUUUGCUGCGAGAUUUGGUGCAAGACGGGGCUUCCUUGUUGCUCAUAGGGCCUCCAGGUGUGGGAAAAACCACGAUUAUUAGGGAAAUAGCACGAAUGCUUGCAAAUGAUUACAAGAAACGUGUGAUGAUUGUUGACACCUCCAAUGAGAUAGGUGGGGAUGGCGAUAUACCUCAUGCAGGAAUAGGAAAUGCACGCCGAAUGCAAGUCCCCAACUCUGAAGUGCAGCAUAAGGUAUUGAUAGAAGCAGUUGAAAAUCAUAUGCCUCAAGUAAUUGUAAUAGAUGAAAUUGGCACAAAACUUGAAGCAAUGGCAGCAAGUACAAUAGCACAACGUGGGAUUCAGCUGGUUGCGACUGCUCAUGGUAUAACAAUUGAGAAUUUGACAAUGAAUCCUGCAUUAGAGAUGCUUGUUGGAGGAAUACAGAGUGUGACACUAGGGGAUGAAGAGGCAAGUCGAAGGGGUGUCCAGAAGACAGUUUUGGAGAGGAAAGGACCUGCAACAUUUAGCUGUGGGGUGGAGAUAGUUUCAAAGACUGAAUUGCGAGUUCAUCGUAGCCUAGAGACAACAGUGGAUGCAAUUCUCUCAGGUCGUAUUCCAAAUGUUGAAGUUCGCAGGAUGAAUUAUCAUGAAAUUACAGAAACAACGGAAAAGGAACCUUUUAUUCACACUUCCUCUGACAAGAAAAAUGAGAUUAUGUUUGAAGAUGCCCCAGAGAUGACCAAUGGAAGAACUGUCCAUGAUGCUUUUACUUCUGAAGUCCCUGCAAAUGUGGGAGAGGAUCAUUGGGAAGAAACAGUGUCCAUUCGCCUAUUUGUUUAUGGGAUCCUGGAGGCAACUGUGAUUCAAGUGAUUAAACAGUUGAGAAUGAAUGAUGCUGCCAUUUGGUUAACUGAUAAUAUCAGCGAGGCAGAUGCACUACUUGCCUUGCAAUCCAAGCUUAAGAAGAAUUCCCGGAUUCAAGCUGCUGCAAAAUCUCAUGACAUACCCAUUUACGUGACUAAGACAAGCUCGUUGGUUCAAAUAACAAAGGCCAUACGGGCAUUAAUGAGUGAUCUGAAAGAUGGUUUGAAGGGAUUUGAACCAGCUGAUGAGAUGAAAUCUUCGGAGAAGCUUGAUGCCUUAGAGGAGGCAAGAAUAGCCAUUGAGCAGAUAGUCAUCCGAAAAGGAGAACCGGUGGAGCUACUCCCGAGGCCAUCAAAUAUUAUGGUUCUUCAGAUGGACCUUAUUCGAAAGUACCAACUAGAAGCAGAGAGAAUUGGUUCAGAUUCAGAUAUACAUCUCCGAAUCCUUCCCUUCCAUACCAGGAUGGGUGAAGAAGAUGGGAAAGCCAGUGAGACUCAGAGUGAUGAUGGAGGAUUUGAUGACUUUGUCAGUGCCAAUGGUGACACAAAUGGUUCAGUUUGCAGCGUGGACAGAUUACCACUAUUGCCUGAAUAAAAUGUUGUAUAUAGAUCAUUGCUACUGAUCAUCAUUGUAAUUUGUAUGGCACCCAUAAUCACUUUUUUACUUGUCGUGGUUACAUGGAAACAUCUUUGAACAUUGCUGGCCGCAUGGAUGAUUAAAAAUGUUAAGUUGAAGUA
Corylus avellana is the source of this 2249-nucleotide messenger RNA. Its product is annotated as P-loop containing nucleoside triphosphate hydrolases superfamily protein. Gene Ontology annotation, molecular function: ATP hydrolysis activity. Lineage: Eukaryota; Viridiplantae; Streptophyta; Magnoliopsida; Fagales; Betulaceae. Gene Ontology annotation, cellular component: chloroplast. The record is from RefSeq and is a predicted model, not a curated record.